Messenger RNA from Ricinus communis (castor bean), 762 nucleotides. RefSeq lists its product as uncharacterized. NCBI's taxonomy places the organism in Eukaryota, Viridiplantae, Streptophyta, Magnoliopsida, Malpighiales, Euphorbiaceae. The coding region runs from base 1 to 762 and encodes 253 amino acids. The transcript is spliced from 2 exons. The record is from RefSeq and is a predicted model, not a curated record.
AUGGCUAUGAUUAAAGCAAAUGUGGAAGAGGAUAGAGAGGCUACCAUGGCAAGAUUCUUGAAUGGUCUAAACAAGAAUAUUGUUGAUCUUGUCGAGUUGCCACAUUUUAUGGAGCUUGAGGACAUGGUGAAUGUGGCCAUGAAAAUUGAAAGUGGUAUAGGAGUUGGGGCUGUUUUAAUGCAGGAUCAAAGACCACUAAUGUAUUUUAGUGAAAAGUUAAGUGGGGCAGCUUUGAAGUAUCCAACAUAUGACAAGAAAUUAUAUGCUUUAGUUCGAGCUUUGGAAACAUGGCAACAUUACUUAUGGCUAAGGGAGUUUGUGAUACACACAGACUAUGAAAGUUUAAAACACUUAAAAGGUCAAGAUAAGUUGAACCGAAGGCAUGCUAAAUGGGUAGAAUUCAUUGAAACAUUUCCAUAUGUGAUCAAGUACAAACAAGGUAAAGAGAAUGUGAUUGCAUAUGCAUUAUCUAGAAGGUACACUUUACUUAAUUCACUUACUUCUAAACUAUUGGGUUCUGAGUUUAUUAAGGGAUUGUGUCAAGAUGAUGAUGAUUUUGGCGGAUUCUAUGCAUCUUGUGAUAAUGGGGCUGCUUUGGAUGACUUUUAUCUGUUUGAUGGUUUCAUGCUUAAAAGAAAUAGAUUGUGCAUUCCUAAGUGUUCUAUAAGGGAAUUAUUGAUUAAGGAAGCACAUGGAGGGGGUUUAAUGGGUCAUUUUGGUGUAAAUAAGACUUAUGAUAUGCUGCUUGUACAUUUCCUUUAG